AUGGAAGCGGAAACCAACUCAGCAAUUGAACACCACAAGAAACCAACAUUGGCGCAUUUCUCUAUCGAAGACCUCAGUCCAACAGAUUGGCAAGCCGAACACGAGCGUAUGCGUGCCGCACUCGGUGAUGAGGCCUACCUGACGCUUCGAAGAUCUGAGCUCAAGGAGAAGAUGGAUAGUAUCAUUGAAUUGAUCAAUGCUGGUCAAUGGCAAUUGCCUCCUGUCACAGGUAGUCAGCAACCCGAUCGUAUCGGUGUGGCUAACAGAGAGUUUCGCGUUGGGGUUUCACAAGGCGUUCCUGAGGAGGUUACUGAAGCAAUGUUUGCGAUGCUGGAUGAUCUACAUGAGGACUACGAAAUUCCUGAGGAGUGGCUGGAGUUUGAGGUUUCUGAGGAGGAACUAGACAGAGAAGAAAGGCAGACAUACAUGGACUGGGUACAGAGAGAGGAGGAACAAAGGCUCAAGGUUCUGAAUGGCAAGCUUUCUGUCAGGGAUAUCGGCAUCGAAUGCUUAUUGCCAGAGAAGCAAGAAGCGGGCAUGGGCGAGACUAGAGAGUGA
Molecule: messenger RNA, 558 nt
Organism: Aureobasidium vineae
Lineage: Eukaryota; Fungi; Ascomycota; Dothideomycetes; Dothideales; Saccotheciaceae
Source: the annotation of a GenBank genome assembly